Molecule: messenger RNA, 909 nt
Organism: Torulaspora delbrueckii
Lineage: Eukaryota; Fungi; Ascomycota; Saccharomycetes; Saccharomycetales; Saccharomycetaceae
Gene: AAC1
Product: ADP/ATP carrier protein AAC1
Exons: 1
Coding region: 1-909 (302 amino acids)
Biological process (GO): mitochondrial ADP transmembrane transport; mitochondrial ATP transmembrane transport
Cellular component (GO): mitochondrial inner membrane
Molecular function (GO): ATP:ADP antiporter activity
Source: RefSeq, a predicted model, not a curated record
AUGACGACUAAUGGGCAUAGUUCGAGUUUUGGAGUGGACUUCUUGAUGGGCGGUGUGAGUGCGGCAGUGGCCAAGACUGCAGCGGCACCUAUAGAGCGUGUGAAGUUGAUGAUGCAGAAUCAGGAUGAAAUGAUUAAACAGGGUACUUUGCAACAUCGUUAUACGGGGAUUGUAGACUGUUUCAGUAAAACUGCUUCUCGAGAAGGUGUGAUAUCAUUCUGGAGAGGUAACACUGCCAAUGUGAUAAGGUAUUUCCCCACUCAGGCUUUGAAUUUUGCCUUCAAGGACAAGAUCAAAGCUAUGUUUGGUUUUAAGAAGGAAGAAGGGUAUGCGCGGUGGUUUGCAGGUAAUUUGGCCUCUGGUGGAGCUGCAGGUGCACUGUCAUUGUUCUUUGUAUAUUCGCUGGAUUACGCGAGGACCAGGCUAGCUGCCGAUGCUAGUCAUCAUGGCGCAAAACGCCAGUUCAGCGGUCUUCUGGACGUGUAUAAGAAGACACUAGCUUCUGAUGGGGUCGCUGGGCUUUAUAGAGGGUUUUUGCCCUCUGUUGCAGGGAUCAUCGUGUAUAGGGGGCUCUAUUUCGGACUUUACGACUCGUUUAAGCCUCUUCUCUUGACGGGAUCACUUGAGGGUUCUUUUGCAGCUUCUUUCUUACUAGGAUGGGUAAUUACUACAGGUGCGUCGACGGCUUCGUACCCUCUGGACACGGUGAGAAGACGUAUGAUGAUGACUUCUGGUCAAGCGGUCAAGUACAGUGGUGCUUACGACUGCUUUAGUAAGAUUGUCGCUGCAGAAGGUGCUACUUCGCUGUUUAAAGGCUGUGGAGCCAAUAUUUUCAGAAGUGUAGCUGCCGCAGGUGUCAUCUCGCUAUAUGAUCAACUCCAAAUGAUCUUCUUUGGUAAGAAAUUUUAG